This is a messenger RNA of Cyprinodon variegatus (sheepshead minnow), 3299 nucleotides long. It is a transcript of the gene tmem160, whose product is annotated as transmembrane protein 160. Lineage: Eukaryota; Metazoa; Chordata; Actinopteri; Cyprinodontiformes; Cyprinodontidae. The transcript has 4 exons. The coding region runs from base 72 to 728 and encodes 218 amino acids. The record is from RefSeq and is a predicted model, not a curated record.
AAGGUCGUGUUGUGUUUUCCCUUCCCGUUUGUAUGAAUUGUGUGUUUUAGCCAGCCGGUGUUGGUGAUGUGAUGGCUUUUCUGACUCUCUUCAAGCGAAGGCAGCUGCCGCCAGCCGUCAGCUGCUUCCUCAGAGCGGUGAAGCUGAAGCUGUCGGACCGCGGUGGAGCACCGCUGAGGCGGCUGCACGGCUCUGCGGGGCAGCGGGUCGGGGAGAAGGGGCCAUGGGGGAAGAACCAGCCACUGCAGCAGUACCAGCUCACAGACCUGGACAAGGCGGACGCUUUGAUGCUGAGGAAAUCACACGAAACAGGGUUCCUGUCGUGGUUCAGAAAUGGCCUGCUGGCGACUGGGAUUGGAGUCAUUGCUUUCGUCCAGAGUGAAGUGGGACAGGAAGCAGGUUAUGCCUUCUUCAUUCUUGGAGGCAUCUGUGUGUCGUUUGGCGGCGCCUCCUACAUUGGCAGUCUCUUUGCCAUGCGGAGGCUGAUGCUGCUGUCUGUGCCAGCUCUGCUGCUCCAGGGCGCUGUGGUGAGCAGCGUCGCCCUCUUCUGGCUCUGCGCCGUAUCGCUGUACAUCGGCCGUCUGGAGGUGGAGAUCAUCCACGAGGACGAGGAGGAAGGUGGAGAGGACGAGGGAGAGUGCCGGGAUUGCCGGGAGAGGCGGGAGAAGCGCGGUUACAGAGGCUCUCAGGACAGGGAGGACAGUGGCAGCAAGGGCCAAAAUAAGUAGAGAUCUUCCAGGAAAGCUGUGUGGGGGGGUUUGUUGCUCUGAUUCAGGGUUUCUCUUAUUUGUAUGCUUUUGCAAGAUGCACAUAUGUUCAUAUGAAGACCGCUUGUGAGCUUAAAGAUGCAAACUGUCAUCUACUGUCAUAAAAAAAACACAUAUUCAGGUGAAGAAAGACUUAACUAUUUUCUUUUUUAUUAUCUCUUAAAGUUGAUUUUUUUUUUAUUUUGCCCCUAAAGUCAACUAUAGAAAUGUCUAUGAUGCCCUUGGCAUAAGGAAAAAUCAUUUCUGAAUUGCCUUAAAGCUGCAACGGCAUGGUAGGGAUGCACCUGUAUCAGGUCCACAUUUUUCAAAGUAUGAGCAGGGCCCACAUCUUUUCAUGACAGUCUGAACAACACGGAUACAAUUUUUUUCAAUGCGACCCAGGCUGCUUGGCUCUGUGGUCCUGAAUCUGAUACGAAUCUUUUCAAAUGCAACCUACGUCUGAACGGUCAGGUCGCAUUCAUCUCACCUGAAUGUCACUCUUCUCCUUCUUGCGACACAGAAAUGGCAAGAAAUACAAGAUUAAUGGUGGACGAUAAUGCAGAGAGUAGUAUUUAUGUCUAACCAUCUUGGAAAGAUUGAGUUUUUAAGGUUGGGAAAGAUUGCUACAUGUUCUCCGGAACUACCAUCCAUGUUUAAUUCCGUAAACACAGGUCAUUUCAUCCUCUACUACGCAUGCGGGACACCUAGGUUGUAUGACUGCAGUUCACACAGGAGAUCACAUACAAGUCGCAUAUAUCUGGAAAUGUGAACAGCAACACAAAAAAAAAUCGAAAUUGAGCGUCAAGGCCUGCAGUGUUUACGUAGCCUAAGAGUCUUCCUACAACAUUUAAUCAUGAACACAAUUGGAGAAGCGUUUUACAUUAAAAGAUUACAUCAUGCUUAAACUCAAAGUCUCAAAACAAUAAAAAUAAACAGUUUAUUGAAACUUCCGGUUAUUAAAACAGUGUUCAUGCUUAGUGUGCAAAGGCUGAAGUCCUUUACAUUAAGGUUGGAAAUUCAAUACAUUGGAGUUAAUCCUGCUCCUGCAGCUCCUGCAGCAAAGUCAUGAUUUUCCUGUAGAUUUAGCAGUUAGGAUCUUCGCUCACCAGCUUGGGUUCAUGGUCUGUGAGCAUGGAGGCCAGUUGGGAAGAGAUUCGCUGGAUGCGGUUGGAGCACGGGUGUCAGAAACGUCAGGUCUUUGAUGUUGCCCUUUCUCUUCGAUGUAUUCAUGUACUCAUGCAUCCUUAUAAGGGCAACAAUACUAAAGAACCAAAUGCAGGCAUCGUUUUCCCUGCUUCCACACUAUAGGCCAGUCCAGUAAGUAAGUAGGUUAUGUGGGGGUAUUUCCAAAUGAUCCGCAAGUCGAAUUACAAUCCAGACUCUGAUCUGUAAGCAGACCUUGGCUGAUUUUGAAAGCUUUAGGGGUUAUUUUUAAUGCAGGAACACCUGGAGGUAUGUUCAGCUAUUUUGACUAGAGAAGGAAAAAUAAAUUAAUCUUUAUUGUUCUGGAUUCAAGGUAAAAGUCCAACUUUGUCUGUUUAGAGUAUCAGGGAAUAUGUUCAAAGCUUUUUAUUAUGACUAACUUUUUACCUACUAUUCUUAUCCCUUCCUGGAAUCAACUACUACAAAAAAGAACUAAAAUGCUUGUGUUGACUGAUAUAGGUGCAUCUUUGCCAUAGCAUGCUAUCGCAUUAGGCUCAUCUUAAAGCUUAGCCAAGCCCUAAACACAUUAUUACAACUCUGAUAUUAUUUAUAGCUAAUAAAACGAGCUGUUGCCGUCUCUGUGCAGAGGUUCUAAGAGAACCGCUUCCUCUCAGCAAUGAGCUGAAAUGAUCACUGAUGGGAGAAAGUGGGCAUGUUUACACGGCAGGGGCGGCACAGUCAAGGUAGGUCAAGAACUACCCAAGGCAGGCAUGAAUCAAGUGAAAUACCACUUUAGGUUUUGAUCAGGAAAGAAAUAAGAGCAAUAUAAGUUAAAGUCAAAAUGUAUUUUCCUUUUUAUGUAUAUAUGGACAUGCUUCUGUUUCCGUUUGUGCCGCUGUAUGCAGUCAGUUUCCUCUCAGCCAGCUGUUCUUUGCUGUUUGUUUUACCAACCUGAACCUGACUGAUCAAUUCAACUUUUGUAUGCUGUUAAUGUUGGGGGGUGGGUGAAAAAUGUCAGUUUACUUGUUUCAGAGUGAUUUUAUUUAAAAUAGUCGAAACACAUGAGGGCUUAAGACUUUUAUUUACAUUUUUUAAUUUUUUUAAAACUACGACAGCACUUUUGGGCUUUGAUUUUUGUCGCUUUAGUUCCUCUAAACUGUUUGGAAAAAGAACACUCUUCACAGAUACGACUGUGAUCAUUUAUUUUGUUCUGUCUUUGAUACAUAUGUACAAUACCAAAUGAUAUCCAAAAACUUUUUAGAGUGAAUUACACAUAUUUUAUCUACAUACGUUCUGUUUAUAAUGGAUGUAAAGAGUAGGUGCUGCUUGUAUUGAAUUUGUUUUAUGGAAAAUGGGGGGGGUUGUUAUUGUUUACCUUUUGUGCACAACAGUGCAUUCAGUAAUAAAUGC